Molecule: messenger RNA, 2127 nt
Organism: Acomys russatus (golden spiny mouse)
Lineage: Eukaryota; Metazoa; Chordata; Mammalia; Rodentia; Muridae
Gene: Erich6
Product: glutamate rich 6
Exons: 17
Coding region: 1-2127 (708 amino acids)
Source: RefSeq, a predicted model, not a curated record
AUGAAUGUCGAUGAGGAUGCUGGGAAGAGAAUCGUUAUCUACUAUUGGAACUACAAAUUCCCCCACGGAAGUCAGUGUGCAGUUAAGAACUGUCAUGCGACCCAGCGCUUUCACUUCUGGGAGGAGGAGGACAAGGACGAGGAGGACGAGGAGGAGGAGGAGGAGGAGGACGAGGAUGACAAGGAGGACGAGGACAACGAGGAGGAGGAGGAGGUGAAGGAAAAGGAAGAAGAGGAGGCAGAAGAGGAGGCAGCGGGGGCAGAGGGAACACAGCGGGGAGAGGAGGGGCUCAGCGAGGACCAGGAAAACCUGGACCCCUUCUCUGAGCUGUUGGACGAAGAGGGCCUUUGGAAGGCCAUGAACAUCAGUGAAGGCCUUGAACCAAAAUUUCGUCCGCGUCUAACUAGCGUGCGCAGCCCCAGCCUGAGCACCACACCCCCGCCCAGCGAGCUGUCCAGCCCCCUAUGGUGCGAUGAGGGACCUGUGUUAACCAGCGAGGCCUCUCCGUCUCCUUCCAGCAGCGCCUCAUCCCAUAAAAGUUACCCUAAAAUAUUUCAAACAUUUAAGAAAGACUUGUCUGAAGCGCCUAUAGAUAGAGACUUGCACAGGUGGCUUCCACAGAGGAUUCAGACAUCAGUACAAACAGAAGAAAGUUGGCUUCAAGAAAUUUCCGCUAUAAAAAUUGCAGCAAAAGAAUCCCUUGAAACAAAGAAAGAACAAGAAAGUCUGGCUUCUGCGCUAAGAGGAAAAUGGAUAAUUAAUCCUGAAGAGCCCAAACUACGGGCUUUUUGUGAGAUGGAGUUUAAAGAAGAAUUCAUAAAAUUGUUUGAAUCUCCUCUAAGGACAUUACCUAGCAUUGGGCCACCGACCAUUCUGGCAUACAGAAAAGAUCAACCCUAUUUGGACAUCAAGGUCAAGGAUGAAGAAGACCUGGUACCCACGUGUGAAUUUUGCGGAAGUGAGAUACUAUCAUUUCUUGCUAAUAUAGACAUUUGUUCUGACAACACUCUCACUAAACAAAAAGGCUACUGUUGUCUUCAGUUACAAAAUCUUCUUGAUUAUAUCAAUGAGGAAAGGCUAAACAUCAAAAGCCCUGAUGUGGAAUUAAUCAGUAUUACGCCUCAUGCAUCCCGUGGCAGUGAAGUCGAUAUACUCAAGGCAAAGGAAAAAGCUCUGCAGAGAAAACAAGAGCGUCAAAUGGCUAGACAUUUUGCCAUAUUAGCUGCUGAACCGAGCACCACGGAACCUGAUGAAGACCCGAAGCAUUUGAAAACAAUUUCCUUCCAGCUCUCUGUGGAUGUGGCCCCAAAGGUGAGCACUGAGGAGGAAAUCGACCUUCAGAUCAGCACCGCCUCCAUCACCUGCUGUGACUCCAGAAAGACGUGUGGGAAGGAUAUAAGGAACGAGCUCCUGGAGAAGUAUUACAAGCACGGAAGCAAGUUUCUCACUUCCUUUCCAGACGGGACAACGCAAAUAUUCUAUCCAUCUGGAAAUCUAGCCAUUAUCCAAGUGCCCAACAGGAUAAAUGGUUUUACUUGUAUUAUCCAGGAAGACACGCCCACCAACCCCGCUAUUCUGGCAUUGCUGGACUCCUCUGGCAGGAGCUCCUGCUACCACCCCAAUGGAAAUGUCUGGGUAUACAUCAACAUCUUGGGAGGCCAAUACUCAGAUCAAGCUGGCAAUAGAAUACGAACUUGGAACUGGUCAAGUUCCAUGCCUUCCUCAUCCUUCGUUUCAUUUAAACCGGUCUUUUUGGCUCUGAACCGUUUCAUUGGCAUUCGCAUCCUAGACCAAGACAAGGUCUCUGUUAAUUUUCUAGCAAUGGGCCAACAGGCGAGAAUCAGCGUUGGAACCAAAGUCAUGCUCCACAACCUAGAGGAGAUCCCAGCCCUGAGGUUCCUGAGUGGAGAUGACCUGCUGCUGUUGGCUAGCUUAAUAAAGAUCCGGCGGCUGCUCCAUAAGCUGGAAGGGUGCAUGAAUUUCCCCUCGAGUCAAGCUUGGGAGAAGCUAAAGCAACCUUCCUACCUUUCUUCACUCUCUCUAAAACUGCUUGCCCUCUGCCAUAAUGCCGGUGUAAAAGAGAAUAUAUUGGAAACAAUUACAAAUCUAAUAAACGAAAAAGAUUAA